GCCUGAAAGUUAAAAACCCUAAUUCUUGCUUGAAACAAUAAUGACUACCAUGUCCGAUCUUUCUCGGGAUUUGGAAGAGGAAAUUAAAUACUGUGUAGAGUUCCUAUAACUUCUCUACGAGCAGUCAGAUCUACUUGCAAACGAUGGAAUCUAUUAUCUAAAGAGCAGAGCUUUGCAAAGAAACAUUGUGGUAAAGCAGCCAAGGAAACUCUGGUGGUCAGGGUUUUUGAUUAUAGCUAGGGCUUGUUUAAUAUGCGUCAAUCUCCAUGGAAUCCAUAACCAAAAACACUUGGCAGAUCCAUUAAUAAAGCAAAUAGGUAAACUUAAUCAAGUCGAGAUAUCUAAAGUGUUUCAUUGCGAUGGCAUAUUGUUAUGCGUCACUAGGGAUUUCUCGAGCUAGGCUGGUGGUUUUGAACGCGUAUUCCGGACAAAACAGGUGGAUCCAACCCAAAAACAAAAGUUUACAUAUAUUAGCAGGUUUUCUGUCGGAUAUGACAGCAACAACAACCACAAAAUCUUGUGGGUUUCCCAUUGGUUUGACAACAAUGAGUUCCAUAUCUACGAUUUUAAGUCUAAUGUAUGGAGGUUUCUUGAUGUCACUACUAGGAAAAGAUUUCCUUGGAGGAGUGUGUCCUUGAAGGGAAAUACUUACUUUACUGCUGUGGAGAAACUCAAAGGACAGGAAGAGGUAAAAGAAUAUAGUUUAUUCUGUUUCGAUUUUACAAGAGAGAGAUUUGGAGGUCGCCUUCCUCUGCCAUUUCACUCUGGUACCCAUGGUUCUGUAAUUCUAUCUACUGUUCGAGAAGAUAAGCUUGCAGUGUUAUUUAAUAAGUUUGAUGUAGAUGAGACGAAAAUAUGGGUUACAACAAAGAUUGAGCCCAAUGCAGUGACGUGGAGCUACUUCUUAAAACUUGAUAGGAAAGUGUUCAGUGGAAGAAGAAAUGUAUUCGAACAAAAUUUCUUCGUGGACGAGAAGAAUAAAGUGAUUUUUUUAUAUAGACACAGAAAAGAGGCCCAACUACAAAGCUUACAUUAUUAAAGAGGAUGGAUACUACAGAGAAGUUGAUCUCAGAGAAUCUAGACAUGUGAUACGUAGUAUGUGCUCUUAUGUUCCAAGUUCGAUGCAAAUCCAGUAAGGUCCAGUACAAUUACCUCUGCAUGAGAAGAAAGAAGGUGAUUUUAUAGUCUAGUUAUAUAGUUUACAAAUUAAAUACCUUUUCUUUCGUCAAUUGUUCUCAUGUCCUUUUGAACAAUACUGGUCAUUAUUCUAUAUUUAGUCGACAGGUUUUGCUGAUCAUAAACUUAAUUGAAUAUUUAUUUAUGGAUCAAUGAACUUUUUUGAGUUUUCAUGGUUCUUCUCCAGAAUCUCGUAUUUGUAUUUGUGAUCUUGAAAAUUGCAUCUAUCCUCUUCAUGCAUGUCCUCUUGUGAUUCUUCUGUUAAAGCCAAAUCCCUCUUACAUUUCUUAGCUUUUGCUGCUUUGCAUACAUUUCUUGUUAAAGCCAAAUCCCUCUUCCAGAUAACUUUUUGCUUAAGGAAGACUGACUCGAGACUUCCAUUAUUUAACUAAUUUAGCAGUAACAAUUUUCCUGAUUGUUUUGUUUAAACGUAUCAAAAAAUUCGUUAGGAUUAGAAAGUCUCGUAUUUAUCUUUGCAAUUUAAAAAAAAAACAAAUUACGAUAAAGUUAGAAACAACACUGGAAAAGAAUAUUUUGAAGCCGAAGAUUCUCUAUCACAUAUAAUUCUGACCUAACUUAUUUGUUCAUAUAAAGACUAGUGGGCGAACGUGUUUUCGACAUGAAAAAAUGACGACGAUGUCCAAUCUUUCGCGUGAUUUGGUAGAAGAGAUACACUCUAGGGUUCCAAUAACUUCUCAAAGGGCAGUGAGAUCCACUUGCAAACGAUGGAACGUUUUAUCCAAAGAUCAGAACUAUACAAAGCACCUUGGUCCAGCGUCCAAAGAGAUUAUGCUGAUCAUGAUCCGUGGUUGUAGGGCUCACUUAAUGAGCGUCAAUCUCCAUGGAGUCCAUAACCACAAAUACUUGGUAGAUACAUCUAUAAAGGAAUUAGGUAAACUUAAUCAGGUCGAGAUAUUUGAAGUGCUUCAUUGUGAUGGUUUAUUGUUAUGCGUCACUAAGGAUUACUCGAGGCUCGUGGUUUGGAACCCGUACUCAGGACAAAACAGGUGGAUCCAACCCAAAAGCAACAAUUUCCAUACAUUAGACAGGUUUGCUAUUGGAUACGAUAUCAAUAACAACCAAAAGGUCAAAGUAUUGAGGUUUUACUAUUGGAGUGACUACGUUGAGUAUGAAAUAUUUGAUUUUAAGUCUAACUCAUGGACGGUUCUUGAUGUCACUACCGACUGGAAAAUACAUCGUCGGGGUGUGUCCUUGAAGGGGAACACUUACUUUAUUGCUCAUGAAAGAUUUAAAGUGGAUCAAGAGGGAGAAUUUUUACGCAGUUUUGAUUUUACAAGAGAGAGAUUUGGACCGCUUCAUCCUCUGCCAUUUCACUCUUGUCUUGAUGAUUCUGUAAUUCUAUCUACUCUUCGAGAAGAGAAGCUUGCUGUGUUAUUUAAGAGGUGUGAUGCAUGUGAUAUGAAAAUAUGGAUUACAACUAAGAUUGAUGCCAAUACAGUGUCAUGGAGCAACUUCUUAAAAGUUGAUAUGCAACUAUACGCUGAAAGAUUUCGGUCUCCAUGUAGGAGUUUCUUGGUCGACGAGAAGAAGAUAGUAGCAGUGAUUUUUGAUAUAGAUAGAAAAACGUGGACCAACUACAAACCUUUCAUGGUUGGAGAGGAUGGAUACCAAGGAGAAGUGGAUCUCAGAGACUCUGAACUCUGGAUGCUUAUGUGCUCUUAUGUUCCAAGUUCGGUGAAGAUCCAGUAAGGUCCAGUACCUGCACGAGGUAAAAGAAAAGGAGGAUAAUUAUUAGUCCCUUCUACGAUUUACAAUACCUUUUUCAUUCGUUUUCGUUUUUCUGAUUAGAAACUAAACUUGAGUAUUUACGGAUUUCCUUGUGAGUUUAAUCAACUUGGGUUAUUUGGUUAUUUGGUGUGCUUGUUCAUAGAGGAAGCUUUAUGUGACAUUAUGACAUAUAGCUCUACUGACUUUCUUCACUAGGAUGAUAACUUUACCAGUUAAAAAUUAAUUUACAAAUUUCUUCACUAGGAUGAUAACGGUGAAAUUAUUAGGGUAAGUAAUCAUGAUUUUGAGUCGUGGUUUCAAUCCCAUCAGUUGGUAAAAUCGUGAGCUUACUGGAUUUAUCAUUUCCUUGGGAGCUUGAUUACCUGAUCUAUUUAAUGAACUUAAACCCAUUCGGGGUUUCUCCUUCUGGACUUUCUCCAUGCACUUGUGAUGUUGAGAAUUUCUUGUAUUUCAUUAUACUCUCUGCCAAGCCAUACAAACAAAAAACAGAACAAACUAUUAAAAAA
Arabidopsis lyrata subsp. lyrata is the source of this 3431-nucleotide messenger RNA. Its product is annotated as putative F-box protein At5g51000. The transcript has a single exon. Gene Ontology annotation, molecular function: protein binding. The record is from RefSeq and is a predicted model, not a curated record. Lineage: Eukaryota; Viridiplantae; Streptophyta; Magnoliopsida; Brassicales; Brassicaceae. Bases 1804 to 2886 code for a protein of 360 amino acids.